AUGUCAAAAAACUCUGCUACUGGAAAGCUCUCGUUUUUGGCAACCCAGAUCUAAUUAAGUAUAAUAAGUGCAUAGAUAAGUGCUAUGACCCAUGGUCGAUUAGUUAUUGAUAAAAAUUAAAAUGAUAAAAUUUAAUUACAAGUACUGAAAAUCUAAAAAGUAUAAUUAUUAUAAAUUUUAGUUUCUUAUUCUAAUUAUAUAAAUACAGAAUAAUUAUUGAAUAUAAUGGAGUCGUUAAUUAAAAGUGUUGGUGAGAAUGAUUAUAAACCUGAAAAAUGUAUGUACAUUCAAUAUUUAAAAACCUUCGUUAGUACUUAUAAAAGUUUUAUAUAUUUUUUUAAAACUUAUAAUUAUUUUAAUUUAGAUGUCAAAGAGUUAUCUCAAAGAUGUAUGGGUCCUGAAGAAUUAUUGCAGCAAAAGACUAAUGUGGAAUCUUUGGGUGAACAAAUUAACACUAUGCUUAAGAAAAAUGUAUUCUAUAAUUAUACUCAAUUUAUUGAUACCGCUAAAGAGAUUGCAAGUAAAUAGAGAAAUUUAAAAGUUGUCACUAAUUUGAUAUAAAUAUUAGUUAUAUUUUUAUUUAUAGAUUUAGAAGGUGAAAUGUAUCAGUUAUCUCAUUUACUAACUGAACAAGCAUCUUUACUAAAUUCUUUAGCUAGUUCUACUGUUGUUAGCGAACAAAUUUCUAAUUCUGGCAAAGAUGUGAAUGGUGACCAAAAUGCCGAAGUAGAUAAUGUAGUUGAAGAAAAACGGGUUCAGAAAUUGUUAAAUAUUAUGGAGCGAGUAGAAAAUUGCAAUGUUAGUAAAACGUGUAAUAUAGAUUACAAAUAGUAGAUAAGUAAAUAUAAUGAGCUUGGUUAUAGAAUUUAGAUGUUCCUGACCGUAAAUGUUUGCAUGAAGGCGAUUUGUUAGAAUUGGAUCCUAUUGAAAAUACACCAGUUCAAAGAAUUCAUUGUUAUCUUUUUACAGAUAUUUGUAUUGUUGCCAGUUGGUUGUCUAGCAGGUGAUUAGUAAUUACAAUUUAAUGCAUGUUUUGUUUUAAUUUUUUUUUAACAUAAUAUUAUUAUAGACAUGGACCAGCUAGAUAUAGAUUUCAAUCAAUUUAUGAUUUAUGUAACCUUGCUGUUGUAAAUAUUAAAGAUAUUAAAAAUGCAUUUAAAUUACUUGCUUUUCCGGAAACAAGAGUAUUUCAAGCACCAAAUACUGGAUUAAAGGUUAAUCAUUUUCAAUGUAUAAAUAUAUUUAAAUAAACACAUUUUAAACUCUUUAUAGAACGAUUGGUUAUCAAAAUUUGAAGUUGCUAAAAAAUCACAAAUAUCUGUUGAAAAUAAAAUGAAGGGUACUACUGAACAUAAAACAAUUCAAAGGGCAGAUUCUAUUCAAUUAGUUCAUAAUUGUAAGAAUAACAGUUUUUUUUUUGUAGAGUUAAUAUAUUAAAGUAUAACUAUCAACAUUAUUAUUAUACAUAAAGUAUUUUUUGUCAAUUUUAUUACUAUAUUAAUUUACUUAAUUAUUCAGUGAUAUUUGUAUGGUUUAUUAUACUCAUUAUUUCAAAAUUUAACUUUUUUUAAAAUCAGAUAUAUGCUUUUCUAAAGUUGUAUAAUACUUUUAUUUUUUCACCCAUAUAUUUAAUAGUUAAAUCACUUGAUUAUUUAAAAGUUUGAAAUAAUGAUUUAAUAAUAUUUUUUUAAACAAUUAAAAUAUCACGGUGUAAUUUAACAUAUUAUUCUUACAGUAUAAUAUAAAAAUAAAAUUAAAAAUUUUGAUAGUUAUUGGAUUAAACUCUUUAAAAUAAUGUCAACUGAUAUUAUCAGAGUAUUCUGAACAGUAAAAUAGCAUUUAAUUAAUUUGUUUACAUUUUGUAUUGAUUAAUCAUUCAACUAAGAUUAAUAAUUUUGAUUUUUUCUUUUUAAUACAAUUAUUUAACUUAAACUGGUAUAAUACUAUUUUAGCUUUUGAACCUGAGAUACCAGAAAUAGAAUUGCCAGAAUGGUUAGUUGAUUUAGCCGAUGAUUUGGAUGUAUUAAUUGCUCAAAGACAUUUUGAAGAUGCAAAUGUGUUGAUUAGUAAAGCCAAAUUUUAUUUAGAAGAACAUAAUGAUCAAAUUCCAAUUUUUAUUGAUCUAGAAAUCAAGUAUUAUUAUAUGAAUUGUAUUUAAUCCUUAGUAAAACUAAUACUAAUACCUACUAUUUUGGAUAAUGCAAUUUGGUAUCAAAAUGCCAGUUUAAUAAAUUUGCUGAAUUGUUUAUUUAAUGAAACCUUUUAUUUAUAUAUAGGUACCUAACUUUUAAAUUUAAAUUUUUAAUAACUUAUUUAUUUUAUGCUAAUAAUCCUUGUGUAUAAAAACUAGUAUUUAUUAUAAUUUGUAGCUUUGUAGACAAAUAUUUUUUACUUCUUUAGUUUUUAAAGGUCCAUUGAGUCCCUUUCUCACAACAUAAAUACCUGCUUGAACCAUAUUAUAGAUAUACAUUUAUAUAUUUAUGUGUAAAAAUUGAAUAUUAAAUAUCAUUUGUGAUUAGUAAAAGUCAAAUUUAACUUUAAUUUUAAUAAUACAGAGCUAAAUUGGAAGAUCGUAUUCAAAAAUUGACUUUAGUUUUAACUAAUGAACUUCAAGUUUCUCCAGAUAAAUCACAUAAAGGAGGUUUAAGAGCUGCUCGCAGAGCAGUUCGAAUUUUGAAUCAACUGGAUAAAUCAUCUCAAGUACAUGUUUAUAAUAUAUUUAUAUAUAUAUAUUAAUAACCAGGGCUCAUACUAACUUGUAGCUUUAAAAAGGGUUUUAUAAGUACAUUUAUAUGCUUUUAAAAAUAUGUAUAUACUUCCUUGAAUUUUCACUAAAAAUAAUAAAAUAUUCAAAAAAUAAUAAUAAUAAUAAUGAUACUACUGUAAUUUCUUGAAUUUAUUAAAAAUAAAAUACUAAUGCAUGUGAUACAAUAUUAUAGGGGUUUCCUUAUAGAUAUGAUUACUGUCUUACUGACUUGCAGCUGAAGCUAAUAGAAACAAAUUAACAUGUAGAUACUGUUUAAAUUAUUCUCUUUAUUAAAUAUAUUUUGAAAUCUAUUGUAUUAAAAUAGCGCUAAGCAUAUCAAAAAAGCAAAAUAGCACUUAAACUAUAAAGUAUGUAAAAUUAACCAAAAUAAACUAUUUUGUGUAUUGCUUCAUGAUUUCUUGAAACAUUUGUAUAGCUCACAUAUGUAUCUCUAUGAACAUGGAAAAAAAAAUGCUAGUGCUUAAAGUUAUGAGCCCUGUUAAUAACUAUACUUUGUAAUUAUUUAAUGGUUUCAUUUAAUUUUAGGCAUGUGAUUUAUUUUUGAAAGUUUGUUCAAAUUUAUUGAAAUCUCAAUUACAGUAUGUACAACGUGAUGGUGCAAUGUCAACGUUUGUUAAAAAAUAUUCCAUGGUAUUUUUUGGAACUACAAUUGAAAUAACACAUGAAUUCUUAUACAAAGCCUUUCCAAACAGCCCAGCUUGUUCUUCAGGUACUUGCUAUAACUUGUUAAAAUAUUUUAAAACAAGUAUGGUUUUUUAACAAAAAUCUGUUUAGCUUUUAUUUUAUGGACCAUUCAAGAAGUAAAUGAUUUCAUGGUUGUUUUAAACAAACAUAUGUUUGUUCCUCAAACAUCACUGUCUAAUUUAUCUGAGUGUAUAAAAGUGAUCCACAAAAAUUGCCAAGAGGUAAUAUUAAUAUUUGUUUAGGAUUAAUUUUAAUACUUAAGUGUAACUAUUAUUUUACAAAUUUAUCCUAAUAAUAGUAAAAAUUCUUAAUAAGAAACAGUGUUUUUUUUUCAAUUUUAAACAGAUAGAGGAAACUUAUUACCUAAUUGUAUUGUUUUUUUCUUCUUGUUAUUAUGUAUUUUUGGGGAAGCUUUGGCCAUUACAUAAAAUGUUUCAUGAUUUUUAAUCAUUACUUAUUAGAUAGAUAAUUUAAAUCGAGAUGUACUUUAUAUAAGUAAGUUAUCUGAUAUUUUCAGUAAAGUAUGGUUAAAACUAAAAAAAAAAAAUGCAGAAUCUAUACACAUUAAAUUCUGAGCUCUACAUGCAUUAAUUUUUCAUGAAUUGUAAUGAUCCCACCUAAAACUGUGACUUGCUUAUAACAUGAUGUCUACAUAUUUUUAUUUAUUAACAUUUUUAAUGUUUAAGUUUUUGAAACAAGUAUAGAACAUUUUGUAUUCCCGUUGUAUCAGUCUAUCCUGAUAGUUCUUAGUUUAUAGUUACGGUUGUUGAUUUUGUUCACAAGAAGUUAUAUACUAUGUGUAACAUUACUAUUAGUAUAUGUUAUUUUCAUUAUUAGGUUAAAUAUUAGUAUCAAAUACAAAUUCAUGCUAGCAAAUACUAAAAAAAGAGCACUAUAGUAUAAGUAUUUUAAGAAUUUUUAAAAAUAUCUUUUAUUAUUUACUAAUUUAUUAAAAUAUUUAAUUUAUUUAGAUUUAGCAUUAUAUACUAGAUUACUAAAUUAGUUUAUAAUUUUAUAUAAAAAAUUUAAUAGUCUAUUGUUUAAAAACUAGAAAUACGCUCACAGAGUGAGCUGUCCUAACUUGAUUUUUUAAAUAAAUUAAUAUCUAAUAAAGUUAUAGUAUUAAAUUUUUAAUAAAUUACAAAAUCCAUUAAAAUGUAAUAUUAUAUUUUUAGUUAUGUGAUUAUGGAAUAGAUCUACAAUUUCAAAUUGAUGGACAACUUAGGAUUCCUCUUACAAAAUCAAUAAAUGAUGUUAAAGAGAAAACUAUUGAAGUAAUUAAAAUGCGUUUUUCUGAAGAUAAAUGGAAGCCUUUCAAUUUAAAAACAAAACAACAAAGGGAUAAACUUGUUGAAGAAUUUAAAAACUAUGGUUUUUCUAACAUUGAGUCUUAUAAUCAAGGUUAAUAUUUAAUACAAAUAUAUAAUAAUACAUACAAAUAAUAAACAAUACAUAUUUCUAGGUGAUUCAUGGAUAAUGUUAACCCAAAAUACAAUAACAUUCACGCGCACAUAUCUAUUACUACUCAAUGAUUGUUUGGUGUUUUAUUCACCUGAUUUAGUAAAUGCUAUUGAUCAAUUGCUUUAUGAAGUUUUUGCAGCCCAUUGUAAUAACAUAAAAAGCUCUAUAAAAAAUAAAAACUUUGUAAAUGAUGUAAGUAUUUUUUAAAUUAACAUCUAAAAUUAUACUUUUUUAACACUAAAUAUUUUUUCUUUCCAUUUAUAGAUAAAUAUCAUAACAACAAAUGCUAGAUUUAUUUUAGACAUUUUUUUAUCACAUUGUUUUAAAAUUUAUUCAGAAUCUACAGGUAAUACUAAUCCUAAAAUUCACAAACGUUUAAAAUCAGAAUUUGGUGUUAUUCCUACUCAAAAUAUAACAGGUUAUAUUUAAAUUAUUACAUUGUUUUUUGGGUAAUAUAAUAUUACUUAAUUAUUGUAUAUUUUAAAUUAAUAUUAUUUGUUAUACUUCACUUUAUAUUAUAUAUUAUUUAUAUUUACUUUUGUUAUUUUCAAUAAUUUAAAUUACAAUUAUAACCCUAUUAUUUAUGUAUUAUUAUGUACUUUUUAUAUUUAAUUUAAUAACAAUAUAGUUUACCUUUCAAGUGUUGUUUUAAGUAGUUGAUUCAAAUUUCAAUAUUUUUCUUUCCGGUUUUUAUUAUUAUCUAUCAAAAAUUAGUUUUUUACUAAUAAUAAUAACUUUUACUUUAGUAAAAAUUAAAAGUUAUUUAAGUAGAUAGUCAUUUCAUCUCCAAAAAUAAGAGUGUUAAAAAAAGGUAAUGUAACAUUUUAGAGCUG
Cinara cedri is the source of this 5745-nucleotide messenger RNA. The record is from the annotation of a GenBank genome assembly. Lineage: Eukaryota; Metazoa; Arthropoda; Insecta; Hemiptera; Aphididae.